Molecule: messenger RNA, 988 nt
Organism: Triticum aestivum (bread wheat)
Lineage: Eukaryota; Viridiplantae; Streptophyta; Magnoliopsida; Poales; Poaceae
Product: putative F-box/LRR-repeat protein 23
Exons: 2
Coding region: 42-947 (301 amino acids)
Molecular function (GO): protein binding
Source: RefSeq, a predicted model, not a curated record
AACGAGAACCGCACUUCCUUUGACACCCUCUGGUGCAUGUCAUGGCCGCAGCACCCUCCGCUUCCCGCCUCCUCGAGGAGCCUCACGGAGUGCUGAAGAAAGGGAGGGCCAAAGAGGAGGAGGAGGAGGAGGCGAGGGACUGGGCGGAGCUGCCGCGGGAUGCGUUGCUGGCCGUGUUCCACAAGCUGGACCACAUCGAUAUCCUCACAGGGCCCGACAUGGUGUGCAGCCCAUGGCGCAGGGCUACCAUGGACGAGCCCGAGCUGUGGCGCCGCAUCGAUAUGCGCUUCCACGUCGCCGAACAAUACCCUGGGGUACUCUUUGAGAUGGUGAGAGCCGCCAUGAGACGCAGUGCGGGCCGGUGCGAGGCCUUCUGGUGCGAGGGUGAAUUCUCAGACAAUGUCUUGUCCCUUCUCGGUGAUGCGGCGCCCUCAUUGAAGAGCCUUCGACUCAUCGGGUGCGAUGAUAUCGUGGAUUCGACAUUCAAGGUGCUGAUCACAAAGUUCCCCGUGCAAGAGGAGUUGGAGCUGUCAAACUGUUGGCAUCGCUUUCCACGCACACUGGAAGUUAUAGGGGAUGCCUGCCCUCUCCUGAAGCGCUUUCGACUAAGCCAAAGGUCCUUCUACUCACCAAGAGUGGGUGACAGUGCAGCCAUGGCUAUGAUGCCGGAGCUGCAGUCGUUGCAGCUUACUGCUAAUUCGCUCACCAACAGUGGUUUGGAACUCAUCCUUAAUGGCUGCCCGCUCCUAGAGUCUCUCGACAUUCGCUCUUGUUACCAUGUUUGCAUGGACGAUGAUAUGCAAGCAAAGUGUUCUAGGAUUAGGACUCUGAGGCAUCCUGAAGACUCUAUGGAUGAUUAUGACCUCUCAUUUGAUUAUACAAUUCCCAGGCCAUGCUGGUCUACUAAACCAAUCGAAUACGCUAUGAGCUGUACGAGUCCUUACUAGUGUAUAUGUACCAGCAAACACCCAACUCACAUUUUAUUUGA